GCCGAAUGCGAAACCACAAAAGCCAGAACUGGCAGAAUGACACUUGUUCAUCAUCAUGUGGAUACACCGGUGUUCAUGCCGGUGGGAACUCAGGGAACAUUGAAAGGAUUGUUGCCUCAACAACUGGAGCAACUGGAUUGCCAAAUAAUUCUUGGUAAUACCUAUCAUCUUGGAAACAGACCUGGUGCAGAUAUUCUACGUAAAGCUGGAGGUUUGCAUAAGUUUAUGAACUGGAAAAGGGCUUUAUUAACGGACUCAGGUGGUUUCCAAAUGGUUUCAUUGUUACAAUUAGCUGAAAUAACAGAAGAGGGUGUAAAAUUUAAAUCACCAUACAAUGAAUCUGAAUGUAUGUUGACACCCGAACAUUCUAUUCAAAUUCAAAAUUCAAUUGGAGCUGACAUAAUCAUGCAACUCGAUGAUGUUGUUAGUAGUACUUUAACCGGACCAAGAGUAGAAGAAGCAAUGCAUAGAACGAUACGUUGGCUGGACCGUUGUUUGUUAGCGCAUGAAAGACUAGAUGAGCAGAGUAUAUUUCCAAUUGUACAAGGUGGUCUCAAUCCCGAACUACGAUCCGAAUGCGCACGUCAAUUAAUUAAGCGGGAGGUAAAUGGAUAUGCUGUAGGAGGUUUGAGUGGCGGUGAGAGUAAAGAUGAUUUUUGGAGAAUGGUCCACUUAUCAACGAAUAUCCUUCCAAAGAAUAAACCACGAUAUCUCAUGGGUGUUGGAUUCGCAAUAGAUUUAAUCGUAUGCAGUGCGUUAGGUAUCGAUAUGUACGAUUGUGUAUUUCCAACAAGAACUGCUAGAUUUGGUUGUGCGUUGAUAAAAACGGGACAGCUCAAUUUGAGACAGAUACAAUAUAAAAAAGACUCAAGACCAAUAGACGAAUCGUGCGAGUGUAGUACUUGCAAGACUUAUUCUCGCGCUUAUCUACAUCAAAUCGCCACUGUGGAGACAGUAUCAUGUCAUUUAUUAACCGUUCACAAUAUUGCAUUCCAAAUGAAGCUCAUGCAAGAUAUCAGAGACAGUAUUAAAGAGCAAAGAUUUCCUAGAUUUAUACAGGACUAUAUGUUGAUAGUUUAUCCAAAUAAAGACUAUCCAACAUGGAUAAUUAAUGCUUUACAGGCUGUCAAUGUUACCCUAUUAUAAAACAGGAUACCAUUGAUUUGUACUGCUACAUACUUCUUUAGACAAUAUAUUUUUUUUUCUGUCUACACGAAGAUUUUUAUAACUUAUUCCCGUAUUUUAUUUUUAUAAUUUUAUAAUUUUAUUUUUUUCAUUGAAAUCAUAGCAAUAUAUCUAAAUACUUGCAAGCUAUUAAUGUAUGUAAGUACUGUUGCAAGAACUGUUAAUAUUAUUUGUCAGCAUAGCACGGUUAUGGUUAUACAGUAUGUUCUAGAAAUUUUUGAAUGACAAAGCAAUCUUCUAUUACAGACAAACAUAGUGUGUACUGAUUCUACAAUGACAUAUUUCUACAAUUUUGCAAAUACAAUAUUUGCAAAAUAUAAAUCAAAUAAAUAA
Acromyrmex echinatior (Panamanian leafcutter ant) is the source of this 1518-nucleotide messenger RNA. RefSeq names its product tRNA-guanine transglycosylase (gene Tgt). Gene Ontology annotation, cellular component: cytosol. Lineage: Eukaryota; Metazoa; Arthropoda; Insecta; Hymenoptera; Formicidae. The record is from RefSeq and is a predicted model, not a curated record. Gene Ontology annotation, molecular function: tRNA-guanosine(34) queuine transglycosylase activity.